This is a messenger RNA of Selaginella moellendorffii, 1046 nucleotides long. RefSeq lists its product as uncharacterized. The coding region runs from base 1 to 1017 and encodes 338 amino acids. The record is from RefSeq and is a predicted model, not a curated record. The transcript is spliced from 7 exons. Lineage: Eukaryota; Viridiplantae; Streptophyta; Lycopodiopsida; Selaginellales; Selaginellaceae.
AUGAGUAGCACAGAGGAUCCAGAUGUAGUUUUGGUUCCAUCAAAACGCAAACCUUACACGAGGAAUAACUGGUUGCUCUAUCAGUUCACAGAAAAGUUUGUGGACGAUCUGCGACGGAAGCGCCCAAAAGAAAAGCAAGAUCGUAGCCUGCUCGUUCUGCCUCCGGGUAACAGUAGUAGUUGGGAGGUAAAAACGGGUGGUGACUACAGUCCUAUGAUGCCUUUAAGAGGCAUGGAGGCGCAGGCGAAGGACUCAGUGAGGAGGGUAUUUGGGCGAGCGCAGCACACCUCUUCUCGUCCUCUUCCAAACGACUCAGAUCUACAAGUUGGCCAGCUACAGGCAGAUAAAUGUGGGAACAAAUUCUACCUUGUUACCGACACCAGGAAGAUUUGUAUGAUACGGGUCACCUGGAGGUUUUAUCCACCCAACGCGGACGGGGUGCUGCUGGUGCUGGGAAUAAUGCAUUCCGAGGUUCCGGGAAUGGUCAGAGUCGCUUACCUGAUCGAGGAUCCCGAGCCGCUUCUUCGUCCCAAAGUUCGAUUUUCGGAGACAUGCAUCCCCGACGUGGAUGCGUUUGUAGCUCGCAUCUGGCAUCGCGAUCAGAGUGUGGUGGACCAUGCGCAGGCCAAGGACGGUGUGAGGAGGCUGUUUCAUGUUACCGUUAACCGAGACCUCCCGCCUCCAAGCGAUGCGGAUCUUCAAGUUGGAGAGCCACAGGAGGACAAAACUGGCAACAAGUUCUGCAAGGUUACGGACGUUCGGAACAUCGCGCCGGCGGUGACUUGGAGGUUCUAUCCGCCCAACGACGAGGACAUCCUGAUGGUGAUUGGAAUAGUGGAGGGCACCGUCAUUCGGGGAAGGCAAAUGAUGGCAUUUCUGGUUGAAGAUCCAGACCCGCUAAUUAAGUGGGCGGAUCCACCCGGUGUUGACAAAGGAAACACAUGCGUCCCUGAUGUGGACGAGUUUGCAGCUAAAAUUUGGCAUCGCGAUCUCAGUGACGAUUGCGAGUUUCACUAGAAGCAUGGGGUAAGCAUCUUAAUAAGGCA